Molecule: messenger RNA, 2447 nt
Organism: Chaetomium fimeti
Lineage: Eukaryota; Fungi; Ascomycota; Sordariomycetes; Sordariales; Chaetomiaceae
Product: major facilitator superfamily domain-containing protein
Exons: 6
Coding region: 256-2091 (611 amino acids)
Biological process (GO): transmembrane transport
Cellular component (GO): membrane
Molecular function (GO): acetyltransferase activity; transmembrane transporter activity
Source: RefSeq, a predicted model, not a curated record
GGAAGAAGCAACGGAUGGUGUUUCGGGUACGAGACUCUCAACUGCUCCACCCUAACUCCUUUGAACCCACCCACUUUCCCCCCGCACCACCUCCGCAUUGCGGGCGGGCCUUUCGGUUGGGCUUGCAGAACUUGCCCUCCACACUCUGAUCGACCGGGACCAACUUCGCGUGUCACAAGGUGACUUCUGGUUGCUACUUCACUAAAGCUCUUGACUGUCUGUUACUUUAUUCAACCAAAAGAAAACCACUGGACCAUGGCUGCGACUGAGAAGGCACCAGAGGAGCUUGCGAAAGCGGCAAGCCUGGCCCAUGUACCAGGGGGUGAUGAGUAUGAGAAGAUGAUCUCGGGCAUGCUCUAUGACUCUAUGGAAACCGGGCUGGCAACCUCCCGCUUUGAGGCCCGGCGUCGGUGCCAUGAAUACAACAAUCACUUCCCUUCGGACCCGGCUGCAACCUUCGACUCACUCGCAGAGGAACGUUUGCGGAUGCUCCGACAAUUUGUGGGCGAUGUUGGUGACGAGACAUUCAUCGAGCCGCCAUUUCGGGUCGACUACGGCUGCAAUAUCCGACUGGGCAAACGCUUUUACGCCAACUUCAACUUGAUCAUCCUGGACUGCGCCAUCGUGACCAUUGGUGACCGCGUCAUGUUCGGUCCCAACGUCUCGCUUCUGUCGGCGACCCAUGAAACCGACGUGCGUAGUCGGCGCGACAACACCAUGGCAACUCAAACUAUCGAGAGACAUGAGAUUGAGCUCGUCGAACUAUCGGAGCGCCCUGGACAGGCCGGUAGCGUGAUCGAAGGCAGCGGGUCGGCUGAACAUCAUGAUUCGGACCCCCCCAGUACCCCGAAAUUUGACCGUGCUACGCUUAUGAAGUUGAUGAGUGCCGGGUUUUGCUUCUUUGUCGCGGGCGUUAACGAUGGAAGCACCGGGCCCCUGAUACCAUACUUCAUGCUCCAGUAUGGCGUCAACACGACGACUGUCUCCGCCAUAUUUGCCGCCAACUUCUUCGGCUGGUUCUUCACCGCCAUCACCAACACGCACCUAUGCCAAUAUUUCGAUUUCGGCGCCCUGCUCGCACUCGGCGCAGCCUGUCAAGUCAUUGGCCAUGCUCUGCGUGUCUGGGACCCACCGUUCGGCCUCCUCGUCUUCAGCUUCUGGUUCAUCACCGUCGGCCAGGCGUACCAGGACACCCACGCCAACACCUUCGUUUCGCGGGUCCCCGGAGCGCACCGCUGGCUGGGGUUCAUCCACGCCAUGUAUAUGGCCGGUUGCCUCGUAGGACCGUUUGUCGCAACCGCCGUUGCCUCCGCGGGGACUGUUUCUCGCUGGUACCUCUUUUACACAUUUCCACUCGGCCUGGGCAUCGCCAACCUGAUAUGGGUCUUUGUCGCCUUCCGAGCCAACGUCGGCCGCGUGCCACGCGUGACAUCUUUGGAGACCGACACGCCGGGCCAAGAAUCGCCGACAUCCAAAAACGCGUCCGCUAUGGACCUCAUCAAGACCACUCUCCGCACACCGAGCGUCUGGGUCCUGAGUCUCUUCUUUUUCUUCUUUCUCGGUGCUGCCAUCACGGUUGGUGGUUGGCUCGUCGAGUACCUCGUGGUUGUCCGGGGCGGCGAGCUCGCACAGAUGGGCUACGUGCCGGCGGGCUUCAACGGCGGCUGCUUCCUGGGCAGACUGCUGCUAGCGGAGCCCACGCAGCGGUUCGGAGAGCGCAGGAUGGUGUUCAUAUACGCCGUGCUGUGCGUUGGGCUGCAGCUGUUGUUUUGGUUGGUUCCGAAUAUCAUCGCCGCUUCCGUUGCAGUCAGCUUCCUAGGCUUUUUCUCCGGUCCCUUCUUUGCUACGGGCAUCUCGGUAGCCUCGAAACUGUUCCCACCCGCGAUCCACUCGGCGGCUCUGCCUUUCGUGUUUGUCAUUGGACAGAUUGGGGGUUCCGCCUUUCCCAUCGUCACCGGCAUCCUGGCAACCCGUGUCGGCGUGGCUGUCCUGCAGCCGAUCCUGGUCGGGCUGUAUGUCGCUGCCGCCGUCACUUGGCUCCUCGUUCCCGCUCCGAAGUCAACGCCGAAUAGGGCGUUGCAUCAGGAGUAAAAGACUUUGUUCCGCUUUGGAGCGCAAGCGUUGUGGCCAGGGGGCUGCCUCUCAGGGGUUAAGGCUCCUAGCUAGGGCUGUAGUUUGCAUACAGCCGGGAGACGAGGACUGGAAGAGUGAUGGCGCGGAGAGUUGGGUUGGUCCGCGGACUGCGAGUUGAUGAGGAGGUUGGAAAUAAUAGUAUGCAGUCAUGAAUUGUUGACAUGGCCAAUCAUGACCCUGUGGCAGUGUAGAGCCCGCAACUAGCAGAACCUACUGAGAGGCAGGCCACGUAUGAAGUCGAUGGUAAUGGUUACCGGCCAGGGGACGGGAUAGCCAACACAAUAAUGCCUCGAGGGCAGAGUUUCGACUUCCGG